GUUCGAGUAGGUAAUCCAUCCCUUAAGCUGCCUGGCUGGGAAGCUUUAUUCUACAAGUAUGGUGUGGAUGUGGCUCUGUGGGCCCAUGAACAUUCUUAUGAGAGACUUUGGCCUGUAUAUAACAGACAGGUUAACAAAAGGAUUUUCAUAUUUUGAUUUGUAUAUAUUAUAAAUAUAAGUGUGAUAUUUUCUUUGAAUGUUCCCAAAAUUGUAUUGGAACCAAAAGUUUAAACGAACUUAUUUUUUUUUUUUUAUUUCUUAGCUGAAUAAGAAUAUGUUUAGUUGUUUUAAAUGUUGCAUUUGCAAAUAGUAUUGCAGGAAGGAGGUUUCAAUUGUAUUGUUCAUUUACGACCAAGACAAUUUACAUAAAAUUAUACAACAAUAAUGAUUUAUUUUAUGGUUAUGUUGUCUGCAGGUUUAUAACGGCAGUUACAAUGAACCUUACACGGAUGCUAAAGCGCCAAUUCAUAUCACUACUGGAUCAGCUGUAAGUAAACAAAUAGAUCCUAUCUAUGUUUUUAAAUAAUGGACUUUUAUACCAAUCUCAGCUAACAUCGGAAUGAUAAAAGUUAAGAAAUGAGUUUUCUUGUGGAAAUUAAUACACUAUUUGAAAUAAUUGUGAAUUUUUUUUUGGAGCAACUAGUUCAAAACUUAAUAUAUUAGUUGUUGUUGUUUUUGUUUUUUGUACAUAUUACAGCCAUAUAUUUGUAUGUUUCUUUAGGGCUGCAAGGAAAACCAUGACAACUUUGACAAUACGACUGAUCCCUGGUCUGCCUUCCGCAGUGACGAUUAUGGAUAUACCCGGAUGAAGGUUUACAACAGUACGCAUCUGUACAUGGAACAAGUAUCAGAUGAUAAGGUACACAAACUGAGAUUGCAAAUGAAACAUUCAUUAAGAAUCUAUGUGAUAUCACUGCGGGAUAGUUACAAGCUUUCAACAUUGAAUCAUUGGACAUUAAAAUAAUUGGUUUCUUUGACGAUAUCCUAAUCCAACAGCAAUAAAUUCUGUAGCUUCCAAGGCAUAUACAAAUGUAAGCUACACUUAUAUUAAACCUUAUCAUCCUCAAUGAAUAUAUUCUGUGACAUUUAGACCUAGUUUCCGCCACAUACAUAAAUUUUGAUUUUAUAUGUUAUACGUGCUUGAAUCUUGUAAAAUUUGUAGAAGGUCAUUACAACUGGUUUAUUUAAGUAAUAAAGACAGCAAAGUAUUAGAGCAGAAUGUAUGUUAUAAAAAUGUUCUCACAUGAGUCUGUUUAUAAAUCUGCCAUUAACUUGGCUGUAUUAAUGUGGUUGUUUUUUAACUGAUCCUUUGUUUCCUCCUAGGGUGGAGCCAUCAUUGACAAGCUUAUGAUUAUUAAAAAUUUCCAUGGAUCUUAU
Messenger RNA from Lymnaea stagnalis (great pond snail), 1377 nucleotides. The record is from the annotation of a GenBank genome assembly. Lineage: Eukaryota; Metazoa; Mollusca; Gastropoda; Lymnaeidae.